Messenger RNA from Penicillium cataractarum, 1224 nucleotides. Its product is annotated as rhamnosidase B precursor. NCBI's taxonomy places the organism in Eukaryota, Fungi, Ascomycota, Eurotiomycetes, Eurotiales, Aspergillaceae. The record is from RefSeq and is a predicted model, not a curated record. Bases 1 to 1224 code for a protein of 407 amino acids. The transcript is spliced from 3 exons. Gene Ontology annotation, biological process: carbohydrate metabolic process.
AUGGUGCGAGCAGGAUUCUCAUAUGCUGCCAAGAGGCGCACUCGAGUUUUUUUUCGGUGUAUCUACGUUAUUGUUACCUUUUCUGAAUCAAGCCUAUGGAUCAGCAGUCAGGCUUGCGAUGCUACUGGGGAUUCUGGACUCGAUGCCCCAUUAUGGUUCCAAGUCGGGAAAGGAGCUGGAAUAUAUACUCCGGACAGCAAAUACGUCCGCGGUGGUUUUCGUUACCUAACGGUUGUAAGCAACACGAGCGCAACAAUUCCUCUGAACUCUCUUCACGUCAAAUUUACCGCUGCUCCGAACCAGGAUCUUCGAGCCUAUAAAGGCUGGUUUCACUCAAACGACGAAUUGCUGAACCAGAUUUGGUAUGCUGGAGCAUAUACAAACCAGCUAUGUACAAUUGAUCCAACGCAUGGCUUCACAACCUCAGACGCUAUCUCUAACUCUGGCCUUAAUUACUGGUACAGUAAUGCCACUAUUGCCAACGGAACCAGUACAGUGACCGAUGGGGCAAAGCGGGAUAGGGCUGUUUGGCCAGGCGAUAUGUCUAUCUCCGUUGAGAGUGUUGCUGUCAGCACCAGCGACCUGUACAGCAUUAAGAUGGGGCUGGAAGCUUUAUUCGUACUGCAAUCAUCCGAUGGCCAGCUUCCUUGGGGAGGAAAGCCCUUUAACUAUGAUAUAAGUUAUACUUACCACCUACAUACACUUAUCGGAGUGUCCUUUCUAUAUCGGUUCUCUGGGAAUAAGGUCUGGCUUUCAAACUAUUGGAGUCAAUACUCCAAGGGAAUUCAAUGGGCAUUGAAAAGUGUUGAUAGCACUGGUCUGGCAAAUGUGGCCUCUAAUAACAGUCUUGACUGGCUACGAGGGGGUAUGGGAGGCCACAACAUUGAGGCUAAUGCGAUUCUCUACUUUGUCCUCGGAGAAGCGCAAAAUCUAGCCCAAGAGCUCCAUCGUAGCUCUGAUUAUGAACACUGGGCAAGCGUUGCUAGCGGUCUCAAAUCCGCUGCUAACAAGCUCCUAUGGGACGAUCAAGCGGGGCUUUAUCGAGAUAACCAGACAACCGCCCUACACCCACAGGAUGGAAACGCCUGGGCUGUGAAGGCUAAUCUGACUCUUACCGACGAUCAAAAUCGAGCAAUUUCUCAGGCACUAAAGGCACGCUGGGGCCGUUAUGGCGCUCCCGCGCCCGAAGCUGGUGCAACUCUCUCCAUUCAUCAGUGGUUUUGA